Molecule: messenger RNA, 2264 nt
Organism: Cornus florida
Lineage: Eukaryota; Viridiplantae; Streptophyta; Magnoliopsida; Cornales; Cornaceae
Product: nuclear transport factor 2-like
Exons: 8
Coding region: 481-1875 (464 amino acids)
Cellular component (GO): ribonucleoprotein complex; cytosol
Molecular function (GO): mRNA binding
Source: RefSeq, a predicted model, not a curated record
UAUGUAUAUAUUUUAAUCUUUAUUCUUCAUGAUCAGCCAUUAUAGGAAUUUUUAAUGUAGCAGUUCAGAUUUUUUAUUUAUUUUUAUAUUUAUUGUAGAUUCGCCCUCAAUAAUUGCUUGAUUCACUAAUGUAUCUUUCGAAUUUAUUCAUUUUUGUUUCACUUUUUAGUUUUAUUUUUGAAUUCUGUAAUAUGUAGAUCCGGGGUUUGCUCGAGGGAUCUAAUGCUGGCUUUGUGUGAUAGGUUUCGAGAUGUUGUUGUGGUUUAGCUCAAAAAACUCACUUUAUUUCAAUUUGAUGAUUUGGUAUUUGUAUUAUGAAAGAGAGAUGCUUUUAGGGUUUCUAUGAGAGUAUGGUGUCUUGUGUUUCAAUCCCUUUUUCUCUUUUCCGUUUUCUCUGAUUUUGUUUAUUUUUGCUUUGCUGUUUGAAACUGUGUUUUUGUUCUGCUGAGCCAAUGGUUUGGAAUAUCAUUUCUGAUUGGAAUGGCAAUGCAAACGGCAAGUGCUCCUACUGCCCAGGUGGUUGGAAAUGCUUUUGUCGAGCAGUAUUACCAUAUUCUUCACCGCUCCCCAGAUUUGGUUUACAGAUUUUAUCAAGAUGCAAGCGUGCUAAGCCGGCCAGAUUCCAGUGGUGUAAUGACAUCAGUUACAACCAUGAAAGGAAUCAACGACAAGAUUUGUUCUUUGGAUUACAAGAACUUCAAGGCUGAGAUAAAAACUGCAGAUGCUCAGGACUCUUACAACAGUGGUGUGAUUGUUUUAGUAACUGGGUGCUUAACUGGGAAGGACAAUCUAAGAAGGAAAUUUGCGCAAACAUUUUUCCUUGCUCCUCAAGAUAAAGGGUAUUUUGUUUUGAACGAUGUUUUUAGGUAUGUAGAGGAAAGUGGCCUAUUUGAAAGUAAUACAGUGACAAUUAAUGGAACUGACGACACUCAAUCAGCAAUCAUAACCCCAGUUCCAGAGCCUGCUCGUGUUCUUGAUCCUCCAAUGCUGGAUCCGGCAUCUUCUCUCGUAGAGGAGGUUCAAAAUGUUGACGUGAAAGCCCGUGACCCAUUGGACAACGAAAAACAAUUGGUGAAUGAAAAAGAGGUGGUUGUGGAUUCUGAAUCUCAUUCAAAUGAGAAUCACGUUUCCGCAGUUCCCGAAUCAGCCUCUUCUACUGCCCAAGAAGAUGCUCCGAAGAAGGUAUCUUAUGCGUCAAUUGUAAGUUCACAAACAAAAAAAGGGAGUUCAGGACCUAUUAAAGUUUUCGUACCAGCUAAUACUUCAAGAAUGCUUCCUAUGAAGACUGACAAACAGUCAAUUGGUUUGGCCACGCAUGCUCCAGAGCCCGAAGCGUCAGCCCCUAGCAGCAUAAAUGCACCUGAAGGUAGGAACGCUCAAGAAGAAGUUGAAGGCCACUCUGUCUAUAUCCGUAAUUUGCCUCUAAAUGUGAUGGUUGCUCAGCUUGAGAUGGAGUUCAAGAAAUUUGGACCUAUUAAACAAGGAGGUGUCCAAGUCAGAAGUCAUAAGCAAGAGGGUUUCUGUUUUGGCUUUGUUGAAUUUCAAGAUUUGGCCUCCAUGCACAGUGCAAUUCAGGCUUCACCUAUUACAAUUGGGGGUCGUCAAGCUGUUGUCGAGAUAAAGAGAACCACCACUCGAGUUGGUGGUGGGAGAGCUAGGCUUCCUUCUGGAAGAGGGGGAUUUCGAAAUGACAGCUUCAGGGGCCGUGGGAACUUCGGUGGCGGUCGAGGUUAUGGAAGAAAUGACUUCGGAAACCGGGGUGACUUUUCAGGCAGAGGUAGAGGUCCAGGUGGACGCAAUGGUGAAGGUUAUCAACAAGGAAGAGGGAGAGGUGGGCGUCGAGGUGGAGCAUAUCAGAAUGCUAUUCAAGCAUGAAACCGUGCAUGGAGAUUCUUUGAUGACAUUUUUCUUUUUGUUUUUAUGACAAACAUGAUUAUCUUGCCAGUACUGGUAGAGAGUAGGUGAUUCAAUCGUAUCUACCGUAUUGGAAAGAAACUUUUUGAGUCGGAGUUCGAGGUUACCUCAACGCCAAAAAGGCAUUUAGUUUAGUUUCAGCAAUUUUUUUGACAGAAUUUUGCGUAGGGUGGCUCCAUCUCACAGUUAGAAUGUAACUUGGCGGAAUUUUUAUUUCAUCUUCCUGAUUUUGGAAAUUUAAGUUAAUUGUUUUACUGAAGUUGAAGAAUUGUAGUAUCAAUGUAGAAACGGUAGAUCUUUAACUUUUAGUAGAUAAAUUAAUGGAAAUAUCAUUUGGGUUCUUCUUUUCA